This is a messenger RNA of Myxocyprinus asiaticus (Chinese sucker), 1380 nucleotides long. It is a transcript of the gene lbhl, whose product is annotated as LBH regulator of WNT signaling pathway, like. Bases 197 to 745 code for a protein of 182 amino acids. The transcript has 4 exons. Gene Ontology annotation, cellular component: nucleus. Gene Ontology annotation, biological process: positive regulation of DNA-templated transcription. The record is from RefSeq and is a predicted model, not a curated record. Lineage: Eukaryota; Metazoa; Chordata; Actinopteri; Cypriniformes; Catostomidae.
GAAAAAAAUUAGAUAGGGACAUGAAAGCUUGAAGGACAGUGGUGUGGCAUUUCAGCACUCGAUUGGAGUAUAACCUUGCAGUAUCUUUCUUAUUGCGCCUAGCAUUAACCCAUUGCAGUUACAUAGUUCAGACUUCAGGCCUUCAUUGUGCCCAGCACACUGACCAGGCAUCGCACUGGAAGGACAGUGCUCCCCAAUGGGGCCGGCAGAGGGGCAGAGCUGUGGGAGCUGCCCCCCUAUGCUCCCUAUUAUCAUACCAAGCAUGGCCAGCGUGGAGCUUUGCACCACCCAAGAGGAUGGCUGUCUUCCCACAGACAGAGGCAUGGGGGAUCUGGAUGCCCAGGCCAUGGAUGAAUUUCCUGUACAGAAAAAAGGGGACAGACUGCCCUUUCAGAUCUUCCCCAAUCCAGUGGAGGUAGUUUUGGGUCCUGAGAGCACUCUAACUUGCAUGCAUCAGGGGAAGGAGCGCCUGCCGUCCAUUGUGGUGGAGCCAACUGAUGUUAGUGAGGUGGAGAGUGGUGAGCUGCGCUGGCCUCCAGAAGACAUGGACUUUGAUGAAGAUGAAGAUCUGUUCCUGGAACAGUGCAUCCCACCUGCUAACAUCGCCGACUGGGGGGAGGAUGAGGAAGAGACGUCUGUCAUUGAAAACAACCAGCAGAUCACUUCUCUAUUAGAUCUUCAAACAGAUGACUUCAGAGAUGACACCCCGACUCUACCACCGGAGAGUGCUCCCGCUCUGAACUGAAGCCAGAUGAACACUGUCCGCUUCACAGCGCCUAACCAUACAGCAACCUGUUAAACCCUGUGCUGUCAUGUCUGACAAUGAAGCCCUUCAGGAAAUGACAAUGAGAUUCACUAAGGGGCCCAUUUACUACUCUGAAUGUGAUCUGAAUGUGGUCACACAUCAAGACAGAAUGACAUUCAACUGACCUUUUUACUAGAGAGAACAGAGAACAACAGCAACCUGUGAUGACUGAGGUCAUCAUGAAAAUAUACAUUUUACUUUUGUAAAAUAGUAGCUCACAUAGCUCAUUACAUGCAGUUUGCAUCUCUCAUAGGUUAGUUUAUAGCCUUUUUACUAGUACAUUCAGUGUGUCAAUGUAGAAAGCUUAUUAUGUCUCAACUUAGUGUCUAAUCACUCGCUGUUUGAGUUGUAAGCACAUUCUCUUUACCACAUAGUUAAGAAAAAAAUAUCACAAAAGGGAAGUAACACAAUGGAAACAUGUAUUUAAGUUAUCAAACAUAUGACAAGAGUGUAUUUAUGGUGGAGUUAUGUAAAAAACAUUAUGUAAAUGUUAUGUAAAAAAGAAAUAGCAUGCAAGUGAAUUGUGGUCAGAGCUCUCAAGGUCCAAAUUUCACAUAAAGGCAUCAUAAAAGUUA